This is a messenger RNA of Sitophilus oryzae (rice weevil), 1607 nucleotides long. RefSeq names its product 3-ketoacyl-CoA thiolase, mitochondrial-like. The record is from RefSeq and is a predicted model, not a curated record. Lineage: Eukaryota; Metazoa; Arthropoda; Insecta; Coleoptera; Curculionidae. The transcript has 8 exons. Gene Ontology annotation, molecular function: acetyl-CoA C-acetyltransferase activity. Bases 144 to 1337 code for a protein of 397 amino acids. Gene Ontology annotation, biological process: fatty acid beta-oxidation.
UGAACUAUUUGGGUUUUAAAUUCUAGCUUUCUAGAUAAGUAUUUAAGUUCAAAUUUAACUGUGGAUUAUAACAGAAAGUUAAAAACAGUUGCUCUGAAAUUUUAUUAUUUAUAUAACAGUAUUAAACCAUUAUUUUAUUCAACAUGGCUUUGGUAAAAGGUGUUUUUAUUGUUGGUGCAAGAAGAACAGCUUUUGGAACUUAUGGUGGCAAGCUCAAAGACAUUUCCUUGGCCGAUCUACAAUCAGUAGCAGCAGUAGCAGCCCUAGAAUCAGCUAAGGUCAAGCCUGAAUUAGUAGAUUCUGUAAUAAUUGGUAACGUUGGAUCUGUGGCCUCUGCUGAUGGAAUAUAUGCAGCCCGGCACGCAGCCCUUAAAAGUGGCAUUCCUAAAGAGAAACCUGCAUAUAACAUUAACAGAUUAUGUGGUUCUGGUUUUCAAACCGUUAUUAAUAGUGCUCAGGACAUUGAAACUGGAUUUGCUCAAAUCAGUUUAGCUGGUGGUGUUGAAAAUAUGUCUGCUUUUCCUCAUGUUAUUAGAGGAAUAAGAUUUGGUGUUCCUUUAGGUCAGCCACCACCAUUAGAAGACUCUUUAUGGUUGGGAUUGACCGACUCAUUCUGUGGUCUUCCAAUGGGUGUAACAGCAGAAAAAUUGGGAGCUCAGUAUAAAAUUACCCGUGAUGAGGUUGAUGAGUAUGCUAUCAGGUCUCAAAAACUAUGGAAAGAAGCACAAGAUGCUGGUAGAUUCAAAGAAGAAAUUGUACCGGUUCCAUACAAGGUGAAAAAAGCAACUCAAAACCUUGAAGUUGAUGAACAUCCCAAGCCUCAAACUACUCUAGAAGUUUUGAAGAAAUUGCCCACAAUUUUUAAGAAAGAUGGAUUGGUUACAGCAGGCUCAGCCUCAGGUGUCUGUGAUGGUGCCGGUGCAAUAGUCCUAGCAAGCGAACAAGCUGUCAAACAAAACAGUCUUACGCCAUUGGCUAGAGUGGUUGGCUACUCUGUAGUAGGCGUAGAACCUUCCAUCAUGGGUAUUGGUCCAGCCCCAGCAAUUAAAGCUCUGUUACAAGCCACUGGAAAAACGUUGAACGAUAUAGAUUUAGUUGAAAUUAACGAAGCUUUUGGUGCUCAAACAUUGUCAUGCGCCAAAGAACUGAAUUUGGACAUCAACAAACUUAACGUCAACGGGGGUGCUAUUGCUCUUGGUCAUCCUUUGGCUGCGUCAGGCAGCAGAAUUACAGCUCAUCUUGUACAUGAAUUAAGGAGAAGGAAGGCUAAAUAUGGUAUUGGUUCAGCCUGCAUUGGUGGAGGUCAAGGAAUCGCAAUUUUAUUGGAAUCACUGUGAUAAAAUAAUAUUAAUUUUGCAACGUUUUAUCAAUGUAUAUUUAUUGUUUAAGCAAGUCGAAUGCAUUGUUGUUUAAACAAAUAAUUGUCUGGUAACAAUAUUUUGAUAAUUGUAAUCAAUUGAACUUUAUUACAAUUAUUGCUUUUUAUUUUUAUACACCUAUUUUUUAAUAGUUAUUAAAGAUAAUCCUAUUUGAUAAUUUACAAAUAUUUUUAGAAAAACAGUUACUUUUGUACUUUUUCUAAUGUUAUAUAAAGUAUUUUACUGAUA